GAUCCUGGCUCCAAUCCCUUUCCCAGCCCCAAUUCCCAAUCCCAAUCCCAAUCCCUGUCCCAGCGCCAAUCCCAGCCCCAUUCCCAGCCUCCUCCCCAAUCCCAGCCCCAAUCCUGACCCGAAUCCAGCCCCCAGCCCCUCCCCGCUCCCAGUCCCGGUUCCAGUUCCCAGACCUGGUCUCGGUUCCCGGUGCCGGUGCCGGUGCCGGUGCCGGUGCCGCCCCUCGCGGUGCCACGCUGGAGCCCAGCCCGGCUCGGUGGCACUCGCCAAACCAGCCGGGCGGGCACAGGCCGGGACACGCCGCGGCCUCUCCGCCCCUCCCGGCUCCGCGGGGACCCGCGCGGCGGGGAAACUGAGGCACGGCAAGCGCGGGGGGGGACCCGCGCCGGGGGGCUCCCGUCCCGGGGCGGGCUCUGGGGUCCUGUCCUGGAUUCGGGGUCCCGCAGGUGGAGAGCUGGACGCGGCAGGACCAGAAGCUGCUGGAGGCGGUGACACGCGGGGACGUGGCCCGGGUGGCCGCCCUGGCCGCCCGCAAGGCCGCCCGCCCCGCCAAGCUCAACGCCAGGGGACAGUCCGCGUAUGUCACCCCGGGGGGACACUGGGGGGCUCGGGGGGGGCACAGGGGUCACGGCCACCUCUCCCCCCACCCCAGGCUCCACCUGGCCGCGGGCGGGGGUCUCACCGAGUGCCUGACGCUGCUGCUGGAGCACGGGGCUCCCGUCAACGGGACCAACGAUGACGGCAGCACCGCCCUGCACUUGGCCACCAUCGCCUGCCAGCCCCAGUGCGUGAAGGUGCUGCUGCAGCACGGAGCCAACGAGCGCCACGUGGACGGGCAGAACCGGACACCGCUGCACUGGGCUGCCUCCUCGGGCUGCGCCUCCAGCGUCCUCCUGCUCUGCGACCACGAGGCCCCUCUGGAUGUCCCCGACGCUCACGGCCAGACCCCCCUGAUGCUGGCAGCACAGCGGAACCACGUGGCUGUUUGUGCCCAGCUCCUGCGGCGCGGGGCCCAGCCCGGGCUGGCCGACAGGGAUGGCAGGACAGCGCUGGAGCUGGCCCUGGCUCACGGCAGCCUGGAAGUGGCCGAGCUGCUGCAGGGCCACAAGAGGGACAAGGACACUGGGAAUGUCACCGGGAGUGUCACCGGGAGUGUCACCGGGGACGCCCCGAGCUGGGCUCUGCAGAAGGUCCCAGACUGCGGGAGGAGAGAGAAUGGCGCUGGACAGGUGGGAAUCCAGGGCGAGGAAGAGGAGGAGGAAGAUGAGGAGCAGCGGGACGGGCGCGCUGCCCGGCGGCUGCGGGAGGAGCUGGCGAGGAAGACUCUGGAGUGCCGGCGGCUGGAGGAAGCUGCCGGGGGCAUCCGGCGGCGGCUGCGGGAGCUCCUGCGGCUCCUGCCGGGACGGGACGCGGCUGAGGAUGAGGAGGGUGAGGAGGAUGACGGCGCCUGCCUGGAGCUCCUGGCCCGGCGCGUGGCGGAGCUGAGGAGGAGGACGAGGGAUGAAGAGUGGCAAGCAGGACAAGGCAGCGGCGAGGCCCCGGCGCUGCUCCCGUUCCUGGCCUGGCUGGCAGAGGAGUGCUCCAAGAUGCGGGAAGCCUUCUCCCGGAGCCAGGAGCUGCGUGGGGAAGCCGAGAAUUCCCCCCGGGAGCCGCCUCGGGAGCAGCUGGCGGCGGGGCUGGAGCAGGCGCUGGAGCAGCAGGACCAGAUCCACGCCAGGAUGCUCCGGGAAUCCCAAACCCUGCUGGAACAGCUCCGCCGGGAGCCGGUGAACGGCACGGGCGGGAAGAGCCGGGAGGAGACGCCGGGAGAGCGCGGGAGGAUGGAGAGGGAGCUGCUGGAGCUGCGGGAGGGCAACGGGAAGCUCCUGGUGGAGCUGGCGCGGCUGGGCCGGGAGCGGGAGCGGCUGCAGCGGGAGCUGCGGGAGCUGCGGGAUCCCGGCGAGCGGGACGAGGCGCGGCGGCUGCGCCGGGAGCUGCGGGCGCUGCGGGACGGGCUGGGAGCCAAGGUGCGGGAGGCGGGCGGCGACGCCGGGGCCGCGAUUCUGCGGGAUUUGCAGCGGCGGCUGGACGCGCUGGUGCGCUCGCAGCACGAGGCCCUGCAGCUCCUCACGGAGAUGGAGGGGGAGCCCGGAAAAACGCCCGGGAGCGACGGCGAGGGCGGCACGCCGGCAGAACCGGGAGCCGGGGCCCCGCCGGGCUCGGAGGCGGAGCGGUGGCGGGAGGCGGCGGCGGCGGCCGAGGAGAGGGCGGCCGGGAGGGAGCGGGAGCUGCGGGAGCUGCGGGAGACGGCGGAGGGGCUGGAGCGCAGCCGGGCGGCGCUGCGGGAACGCGCGGCUCGGCUGGAGCGCGCCUGCCGCGACAAGGACGGGAAGCUGAAGCAGCUGCUGGUGGAGACGGAGAAACUCUCGGCCGAGGUGCUGGGGCUGCGGGGCCGCAGCGCCCGGCUGCAGCUCCAGCUGGAGGUGCAGCAGAAGCAGCACCGGGACACCGUGGCCGUGUACCGCAGCCACCUCCUCCACGCUGCCCAGGGAUUCAUGGACCAGGGCGUCCACGCCGCGCUGCUGCGGAUCCUGCGCGCCCAGGCGGGAGCGGGGCUGUGGCAUUAAACCGGGACACUGCCACACACGUGUCCCGUUCCGUGUCCCGUUCCGUGUCCUGCUCUGUGUCCUGUUCUGUGUCCCGUUCCGUGUCCUAUUCCAUGUCCCCAUUCUGUCCCAUCCCAUGUCCCGCUUGGUGUCCCCAUUCCAUGUCCUAUUCCGUGUCCCCUCCCAUGUCCUCAUCCCAUGUUCCCAUCCCGUGUCCCCAUUCCAUGUCCCCCUAUUCUGUGUCCUCAUCCCGUGUCC
This is a messenger RNA of Passer domesticus (house sparrow), 2843 nucleotides long. RefSeq names its product ankyrin repeat domain-containing protein 35-like. Bases 954 to 2606 code for a protein of 550 amino acids. The transcript is spliced from 10 exons. Gene Ontology annotation, molecular function: protein binding. The record is from RefSeq and is a predicted model, not a curated record. Lineage: Eukaryota; Metazoa; Chordata; Aves; Passeriformes; Passeridae.